Molecule: messenger RNA, 1980 nt
Organism: Saccostrea echinata
Lineage: Eukaryota; Metazoa; Mollusca; Bivalvia; Ostreida; Ostreidae
Product: kelch-like protein 26
Exons: 3
Coding region: 148-1938 (596 amino acids)
Molecular function (GO): protein binding
Source: RefSeq, a predicted model, not a curated record
GGAGUAGAUCAUUAUCCUCCGCUCAAUAAUCGCUGUCAUUCUACCGUCAUUCAGCACACACCAUGGCCUGUUGUUGACCUAAUUAAGAAAUCGACAUUGACAAUGCUUCAAAUUAAACUUCAGCGCAAAAUUUAGAACGAAGCUGGAAUGCUACAGAGCCAGGGGCAGGGCAGUCAACAUGGAAGGAUGAACCCACGGACGAAGUCGGAAGGCUACGGUGACAAAGUGAUUCAACAACUGAACAACCUCAGAGCAAGAAAUGAACUCUGUGACUUCAAAGUCUCCGCAGGAGAAAAGUCAUUUCAGGUACACAAAGCUGUGUUAGCCGCUACGAGUGAUUACUUCCGGGUCAUGUUCGGAGGUGCAAUGGCGGAGAGUAAGCAGGACUCGGUGGAUCUAAAAGGUGUGACCGCUGACGGAUUACAGAUGAUCAUCGAUUUCAUUUAUAGCGGGGAGCUACCCUUACAAUAUGACAAUCUGACGGAAGCCAUCAAUACAGCCAGUCACCUGCAGGUGUCCGCUGCCCUCGACAUGUGCUGUGAAUACAUCAUCUCGCUUAUGACGUUCGAGAAUGCGCAGGAUUUUCUGACAAUCGCCAACACUUACUCGCUAGAUAGAGUUCUAGAGCAUUGGGAUAGCAUGAUUCUCGCUAAUUUCUGUGAAUUCUCAGAAACCCAGUGUUUUCUGAAGCUGGAUGCCACUAGCCUAGUAAAGUAUCUCUCCUCUAACGCGCUGCGGGCAAGCUCAGAGUACAAAAUUUUUCAGUGUUUAGACAAAUGGUUUAAGUACAAUCCAGCGCGGAUUUCUAAUGACUGUAUAACCGUACUCACACACGUUCGUUUUCCUCUUAUGUCGGAACGCGAACUUGGGUUAGUGCAAGAAAGCGACUUAAUGAAACGUUGUCUGGGUGCUUUACACUUAGUGACCAAGGGGUUUAAAUACCACCUGGACUGUAGGGAGGGGCACCCGGUGAUAGAGGAGCGGUCUAGUGUCCGAAGUGCUGUCCCGACAUUGGUCUUAGUGCAACCUCACAACAGUACAUCCUACGUUCCAUUUCAAAUCACUUCACACGAUCACGUGACCGGAAUAUUCUACCGACUGUUUUCUGACCUGAACGGCAGUCGGGAUUGCCGACUGACGGUUAUAGACAAUUUUAUUUAUAUUUGUAGAGUUGUAGAUUUUGGGGGCGGUUCGCUUUUGAGUUCGUUGUUCCGGUUCGACCCCCGACAUUUAUCUGGACAGGAGUUACGCCCCAUGCGUAGGCUCCGAAUGGACUUUUCCUUAGUGGCCCAUGGUAAUUGUCUUUACGUCUUUGGGGGAUCUACCGAGCAGUUCACCAUAAUGGACUCUGUUGAAUGUUAUAAUGUCGAGACUAAUUCGUGGGUAGAACUUCCGUCCCUACCGGUCGCUCUACACUCCCUCGGGGCUCUGACCGUGGAAAAUAAAAUCUACCUCUCGGGCGGCGUGUCCGGCCAGGAUCGCCAACCCACAAAUUCCUUUACCCUCUUUCAUCCUCACUACCGAACAUAUGAGUCCCUUCCGGGAAUGUUUUACGCCAGAAGACUGCACGAGAUGGUGUUUUUUCAGAAGAAAGUGUUCGUCUUAGGCGGGAUUCCUCGUCAAGGUGUGCCUCUCCAUGGGCAAAUCCCGAUCGAGUGUUAUGACGUCAGUACGACCCAGUGGACUAUGCUUUCCUCGACCCUGAGUGGUCGAUCCGUUGGUCACUACCUCAGCUUUCGCGGGCAGAUUCUCUCUCUUGGACAUGAACAUCAUAACGCUAAGGAAGACGAAAUCUGGACAUAUGACCCGGCACUCGAUGACUGGACGAAAUACGCCAAAACUCCACAGCGAAUGAGUCUUAUGUCGGCCAUUUGUUCUGCCAUCUUUGUUAACUAUUACGACGAAAAAGUGGCGAAAACAUUUCUGAGAGACAAAUAAAAUUAAAACAAAUUGUUGUUAAAAUUAAAAACGUUAAAAUUC